AUGGCGCGGCGAAGCAGAAUGCGCCCCUACCUCGACCAAUUCUGCCAGCUGCCCAAUCAGGGAUACAUUGUGUGCAUCAUUGGACCGAUGUUCAGCGGGAAAACGACCGAGCUGAUCCGAAUCCACGACCGUUACAAGAUUGCCAAGAAGAAGUGUGUGUUGGUGAAAUAUGAUGGGGAUAUGCGAUACGAUGCACACCACAUUACCACCCAUCAACAACAAAAAGCCCUGGGAUGUACCGUAGUUGCCCAUCGACUGGCCGACGUACGCGAGACGCUCUUUGACGAGGACGUCGAAGUUGUGGCGAUCGAUGAGGGGCAAUUCUACGACGACCUGGCCUCUACCUGUGAACAGCUUGCUGCCGAUGGGAAGAUUGUCAUCGUCGCGGCCCUCAAUGGAGAUUUCAUGAGACGGCCGUUCGCCGAGGUGUCCAAGCUGAUAUCGUUCUCCAACGACGUCCGGAAUCUGUCGGCUGUUUGCAUGCGCUGUGGCACGGAUGCAUCAUACACAUUCAGGAACACCAAAGAAACACAGGUCGAAGUCAUCGGCGGCUCCGACACGUAUCAAGCUCUCUGCCGUGCCUGCUAUUAUGCAUCUUCAAUUGCUAAGUGCCACGACACGUGCUCCAAGCCCAACCGCCGCACCUGCAAUGGA
This is a messenger RNA of Mesorhabditis spiculigera, 654 nucleotides long. Lineage: Eukaryota; Metazoa; Nematoda; Chromadorea; Rhabditida; Rhabditidae. The record is from the annotation of a GenBank genome assembly.